CAUGAUGGUAAGAAGUGCUGGAUGCUGCUGGUGAAGAGGACGGCACGUUAAUGAUGCUACCCAGCACUACAUGACACUGAGCUGACGUGUUUCGAUGAAAGUUUAAAAAUGUUUGACACAGGUAGAGCAGUAAUGGGUGUAUGGUUAAUAUCUCUGUCUCUCUCUCUCUCUCUCUCUCGUGUGUGUGUGUGUGUGUGUGUGUGGCGUGUGUUUAAAUGGCCCUACAGCUGCGCUAAUUUUAGCAGUGGUUUGCUGGCAGUAGCUGAUGACUGUCAUACAUUAUAUUUAAAGAUUUAGAGAAAGGUAUCGACUUAAUGUCUGUCCAAUUAAUAAACCCUAUUUAAGAGAUCCUAUCGGACUGACGGGUGUUUUGGCCGAUAUAUUGACGGGCAGACUCCGAUUAGCACAGUGGCUAACACACGUCACUGUUUAUGUCACUGUAGCAGUGAGGUGCAGAUACAUAACAGGCAAGUUAUUAACACCUCGCUAUCUUCUCUAUUAACCAUGAUGGGUGUAGCUGUCGUUUGUUAUGGUUUCGCUCUUCAGUGAGGCGUUGUGUUUGGGAUGUUUUGAUUUCAUGAUGGCGGUGAUGUCAGUCAAGCUCGCAUUUGAUGAUGUCUCUUAAUAUGUAGAUGUAAAGCUUGUCUUGUGUGAUUAUUCUUGCAGCAGCUUGAGGUGACAGCAUGUGUUGUCAUUUUUGUUGAUGCUUUGUGAAGUGUGGAUGUUCAAAUGACUACAUUUUCAGAUUGUUGAAUGUAAUGUUACUUCUAUCCUUCUAUCAAAACAAUGUAAAUAUGAGGGAAAUCAAUGGGCAGUCUAAAUUAUUGCCUCUUUACUGUUCAGUAUUCCUGUAGUCAUCAAACUGUGCAUACUCGUGUAUAGACCCGUGUCUAUUUUAUAUUUGUUUGGAUUUUAGCAUCAUAUUUAUUAAUAAUGACAUGAAAAACAUCUGAAAAACUGAACUGGCUGUUUUUUAAAAAACAUUUACAUAAAAUUAGGGAAGCACCGAUAUCACAAAUCUCAGUAUCGGCCGAAACGAUCCCAAGCCAAUAUACCACUGUUGUUUAUUGCAUAAUCAGUUUAGAAUAUCUUUACAUUAUUGUGUGGAAAUCAUUGGGUGUACUCUUUAAGAAACACAAACCUCUAACUACACAUUAUUUCAAUAUAAAUGUAUAGCUUAUUAAGAAACACUAGUAUACUGGAUAAUGUAGCAGCAAAAAACUUUUAAUUUGAAAUACAACAGUAAUAUAUUUAAAUUGUGUACUUUUUAAACCCUCAUGCUUUUAUUUUGACAUUCUGAACUCUCCAGGAAGUCCUGUAUGUGUCUGUUUGUAGGCAAGUUCACAGUAGUUUAAUUAGCUUCUUAUUCAAACUCUGGUAAAAUGCACCUCCGGUACUGUUCUAAAUGAUUAUUAUAAGUGAACCGUACUAUUGAGCAUCUACACCUGAGAUGCUGUUCUUUAGUAGCGCUCAAAUAUUUUGCACCGCUGUGAAGGCUAAAACUAGCCGUAAGUGCAUCACCAGCCUGUGCAUGAGUUUGUGUCAACAGAGCAGCACCAUUCACUAACACGCUGGCACUGCGCAUACUAUAUAUUUACUUCUUAAAUACAGACUUUUGUGAUUCACAGAGCUAUCGCACGUCUUCAAGUGGCUUUGAAUAAAAUGCACGAGUCAUAUGAACUGCUUUAAUGGUGUUUUUAUGGUUCUUUUAUGUCAUUUUUGGAGCUUGACAGUAACGAAUAUGACUAACUCACAGUAUCGGAUUUGGAUCGGCUCAUCGGACCGAUACCCGAUCCGUCUAAAAGCUUCAGCAUUGGAGCUGAUACCGAUCCAGCAGCUGGCAGCAGUGAACAUGAAGUUCUUAUCGCACAAACCGUAACCUUAAUCCCACGACAAGGUGGGAAAUCCUGGCAGUGAGGGCACUUCCUCCAUCCAGCCCACCUCUCAUCUCAUGUUGCUCCUCUUGAGGUAUUUUGGCAAAUGAGGCACCCAGAGAUGCCUACUACUGCAAAAAAGAGCCCUUGGCAAGGCAUCCACUCAAAUUAACCCAAGCACACCUUCACUUGCAUUAUUCUCUCCCUGUUCUGCCACACUCCUUUGGAGGAUGAUCACAUCCUGAUUUUCCCUCACAAGGCUCCACCCUUGUCCCUAGUGUCCAGUGGGAGAAAGCUCUUGAUAUGGCAAGGGCUGCCAUCUAAAGAAGCUCCUGUAUUGUGGGAUGAGAUAAGAGGUUGCAAGCUACGCGGCCCAUUGCCACCAAUGGAUGCCAAGCUGCGAGAAGACCUGUUUCGCAGGUAUGUGACAUCUCUGGAGAAUCGGCUUGAGGAGGGAGCUGGUGAAGGAGGAGGAGACAAGCAAGGAGCUAGGACUGAGGAGGCACUGAUUUCUACAGCAACUGCACUGCUUGGCUCAUACCAGCCAGACCCAGGGCAACGCUUUCACAUGGUUCGUUUCUACGACAUUGCGGAGAGCUCACUGCGGACUCAAAGGGCUGCAAACCUGCAGACUUUGGAGACGGCCUUUGCAACACUGGAAACCAUCUGUACAAACUUGCUGCUCUUUCCAUGGAAGAAAGAGUUCCGUUGCAUAAAGACCUUCACAGGGCCGUAUGUGUACCAGUUGCAGUCGGUGAUAUGUGACGCAGAGCUACGUUCACUGCUGCGUUCCAUGGGCUAUUCAAGAGACCAGGAACUGCGGUACCACGUUAGGGACCAUUCAGGGGGAUUUACCAACCUUCAUCAGCUGGCCUUUGAAUUGCUCCUAGCCCAGGCCGAAUGCCGUUUACUUGCUGAGGUGGUAUCAAUGUCUCGGGGUUCAGCCUCAGAAUUGGAGGCUGUGGAAGUGAGGAGGAGCACUAGGGAAGAUGCUGCCGGGUGUGCGGACACCCUCCGCCGACAGGACAGCCUUACAGGAGAUUUGUCCCAACUGUCUGUGCGGCUGGUAGAUAUUGAACGUGCCCACCUCAGGCAAAGCGGUCGGCCGUCCAAGUCGGUGGAUGUAACCGACAGUGCUGGACAUUGGCACCAAGCCAGCAAGCCAGUGCUGAAGGCCUCGCUCAGCCUGCGCAAGGAGCCAUUGUUUGUCGACACAGAAGAGGAAAUGAAGGAUGAAAUCAUCCGACCUAACCUUUCGCUUUACCCCAUAGCGGCCCCACCCUCUUACAGCCCCGACUUCUUCCCCAUUCAGUCGCCCCCGUCCGAACCAUACUCCUACCAAUUGUCCUCCCUGGAUGAGGUGGAUUUGUACACUGAGCGUGGCUUGUGUGGGCAUCAGACGCCCUCUAGGCCUCCUAGCCGGGAGCUGCGAGAAGCCCGGGACAGUUGGGUUCUGAAGGGGCAUGUGAUGAAGUGCCAAGGCUGUGGCAUGGGCUGCCCUUCACUGUUGUCUUGCCAGAGGUGCGACAUGAUCCUGUGUCCGUCCUGCCACGUGCUGGAACCGGCGCCCUGUUGUGGCUUCCAGGAUUACUCGAAAACUGCCCGCCCUCUGGAUGGCUACAUGCCCAUGAAGGAGAAGCUGUCGGUCUACUCCAACGCCCACACUCACCCUCAUCCCCACCCACUUCCCCAUGCACAUUCCCAUUCACUGUUGCUGGACAAAGCUGUAAUGAGCACCAAGCUGUUUCCCAGUAAAUCUGUGGGUCCCAGUGCCAGCCCGGUGGUCAGCUCUGGCAGCAGCAUCGUAGGUGAGCGGCUGGGUGUGGGAGGCUCCCGCUGCGGCUUUUGCAACAAGCCGGGAGCCUCUCACACUUGCGUGAACUGCUCCAAGGUGUCAUGCGACACAUGCAUGAGCCUUUAUGCCAGUGAUGGGUGCACUCGCAAAACCCCUCACCAUAACUUUGUGCCCAAUCACCAACUAAAUUUCAAAUCCAGCUCCAUAUCUCACCUCGUAUAUCGAUAGACCAGGAACAAAGCUACAGUUGUGCACUACACCUUCUAUCUCUUCUUUUCCACCCUGUUUCUUUUUUAUUUUUAUUUAUUUACCUUUUCUCAGUUGGCAAUUGUUUGGUCUUGGUCAUGUGAUCUUGCAGUGCAUUUCCUGUCCCUCAUUAGCUCUACUUUAUCAAGAAGAAAGCAGAACAAAGAAAAAAAAAAAAAGCUCUUUGACCAGAGAAAUCCUUCCAGUAUCAAUGUUUGUUAGCUUAAAAACACGCAAUGCAUAAGAACUCUGAAUAUUUAGCAUUUUUCUCCCUGGAAUUAAAUCGAAGAACCUUUCAAACUUGAACAACAGAAAAAAAAAAAAUAACAUUACACUGGAAGUAAAUGGUACAUAUUUUGAAUUGUGACUAUAUAUAUCUAUUGGACUAUUGGUUUAAUGGUGGGUGGUUUUCCUAGGUAAAUGGGGUUUCAGUUGUGAAUCUGUACUUUCUGUUGAGUCUUUUGACAGGAAAUGCCUUGUGGGUUUACCCCUAUGAAGUCAGCCUACACUGUUCAAAAUGCUGCUGUUGAAAGUAAAACCAGGAGGGGGCGCUCCUGGACAAACAUAUUUUGCAAGCGCCAUGAAACUCUGCCUAUGCUCAUAUUUGCAAAGUUUAUGCAUGUAUGAGUAUAUCAAAUUGGAAGUUUUUCGUUGUCAGUCUGAUAAUCUGUCUAGUUAAGGGUGUAAUUAAUUGCAUUUAGAAUAAUUUAAUAUGCUACUACACUGCUAUCAUUAGAAACACUUUCAGAAUUAAUGUGUUAAGAUUCAUGAGUUAAUUUUGUAAUUAAUUAUACAGUAAAUUUAUGAUUGUUUGUACACAGAACAAUGAGGAAUUAAAGUAUUACUACUAGGCUAAUCAUACAGAGAAAUGUUCGGGUUAUGUUUCACCCCAAAAUAAGAGUCUGAAAUUAUGUUUUGUGUGAAGAAAAUGAAACCUAUUUUCAGGACCAAUAAUUCUGUUUUGUUUGUUUGAAAUGAAAUCAGCAUAUUUAAUUCAGUACAACAAACUCUACAAUCUUUUCAAAGUCUACUUUUAACUGGGUUUUACAAAUAUAAUUUACAAUUUAAUACUUUACACAUUACAGUAAUGAUUAGUAAUGAAUUCUUUUUUUUUUUUUCAGCUUAAGCAUCAUUUUCUUUACUCAACAUAUAAUUUUUUUAUUUCAGGGGUAAAAUAUACAGAGCACCUUACAGGGAAAAGGGGGAACUUAUUUUCUGAAAUAGUUUUGGGUUUCCUCGCAAUUACUUUUUCCAUCACUUAUGAAAACGUAACCAUAGUUUUACUACAGUAAACAUAGUUGAACUAUGGUAUUUGUAGUAAACAACAGAUUUUUAAGCAUUUAUUUGUAGCACAAGUAGGCUAUAACUUUUAAAACCAUGGGUUCCACCAAAAGCAAACAAAAAAAUGCAUUUCCACAAAGUAUUAAUGGUUUCAUUAGAGUAAACCUGCAGUUACCGUGUAACCAUUUUUUGUAGUUAGAAGCAUGGAUUUUGUAUUAACUCUCUUGUUUUUUGGCAGAGAUUUUGAAUUUUAUUCACAUAGUUUUGGUUUUCAUGUAUUAUGAUUUACCACACAACAGUCAUGGGUAAAAUACAGUUACUGUAGUAAAACCUUGGUACAUUUUGUGGAUUUACAACCAAUACCAUAUUUCAGCUACAGUUACUAGUUAAAAAUAAUUAUGAGGGAACACAAAUCUAUUUCAGAAAAUAAAUUCCCUCCGUGGAAAUGACUUUUUGAGAUUCUAUGAGAAUCUCAAAAAGUCUAUGAGAUAGCAGUCACUUGGAUUCGCCAUACCAAGUGACUGCUAGUCAUCACACUAGUAUAAUUUCAAAACUUUUUAUUUUCUUCCCUUAAUGCUGUACUAAUUGUAGCAAGGGUUUACCUUUUGCUCUGUGCAGUUAACCACUGUUGUUGUUUUUUGUUUAGUUUUCUGUGCCUGUACCAACAGAACAAAGCCAUCGUUUCAUGUGCAAUCCCCUGUGUUGCAUAUCUUUAAUUUCAGAGACUUUUUAACCUGCUUCCCCUGCUGCCUGAAGGCGCACUGGUGUCUUGGAAGGACUCAAUGCAUAAUCUGUAUGCGGCAUCAAGCGGGGGCCAAAAAAUCUGUCAGGGAAAUAGAAACUAGCACAAGACAUGAAGAUAGUGUGCUGUGAAGAAGUAACGUCAGUAUGUGUUUUUGAGUUCAUGAAACGAGUGGUGGUGGAUGCGGUCAGCCUUCCAUCAUUACCUUUAUCUCUCCAUGAAUGAGACUCUGCUGUUUAAUUGUGCAUUUGCUUCCAUUACAUGACAGCAGCCAAACAUAUCGGGAUUGGUCUUCACGCUCAAGCAACAGCAUGAUUAACAAAUCAAAACUUCUAUGUGCCAAACUCCCACAGGCUGUGAAGAUAGCUGUAACUGAGCCAUUUGAAAGUGAUUUCACACUGACGGGUGAUAGUUAACCGAUGUUUGACUAAGCCUCUUUCCAAAACACCCCCCACUCCCAUAUCAUUAUUGUUUUUAAAGGGAUCGUUCACUCCAAAAAUUAAAAUGUUGUUAUCAUUUACUCACCCUUGUGUUAACUUUCAUCCUUUUUAAUGACUUUCUUCUACCGAACACAAAAAAGGAACUUUUAAAGAACUGUUGUCCCUCUUUUCAAUACAGUGGCAGUGGAUAUUAGAGCUGGCAAAAAGACUGAAAAACUAAAUUCUAAUUUUUGUCCUAAAUAUUAACAAAAUUCUGAUUAUUUUUAUAUGUCAGUAAUGUCAGUUAGGGGAAAAGCUACAGCACAUCAGUGAUCACCAGAUUUUUAGUCCUCAAGAGGAUGGAUACAUAAACCAAACAGCACCAUGUUAUGUUGUUUUAUUUGCAAAGAACAUGUGUAACAAAAAUGUAUUCUAUUCUAAACUAUAUUGCAUAAAAUGACAAAAGUCAAAGGAUUUUUAGACCGUUCAUAAUCUUAAUCUUAAGGAAACAAAGGUAAAACCUGAAAAGAAAUGCUUCAAAAGACAGUCUUUGAAACUACUCACGCUUCAAAAUAGCAUCGGUCCCACAGUUUUUAAAUAAUUCGUUUUAUUAAUGGCAUGACGUUCUUUUUACCUUUCGCAGCAUCUGAAAACAUGGCGGUCCUGCACGAGACGCUGAAUAAACAGCAUAAACAUGUUUGCAUAUGAAAACAAUUGGAAAGGAACAGAUGAAUACAAAAGCAGUUCUGUGGAUACAACCCCUUGUGCUUCAAGACGCAAUGACCAAAGACCUCCACCAAGUCAUCACAUUUCAACAAAGCAGGUUUAAAAAUGUAUUAUUAAUUUAAAGAAUAUAACAUUUUUAUUUGACAGGCUUAAUUAAUGUGACUUUGCUUUCGAGUUUAAAAGUAGUCCAUGUGAAUUGUACUCCAUAUUUCAAGUAUUCUAAAGGCAUUCCAUAGAAUCUUUUGAAAAGCAACCAAACAUUUUUAUAAUUAUUCAGUGAAAAUCUUGACUUCCGUUGAGUGCAUGAGAAGCUUGUUCACUUAAUCCUCUCACUUUGUGUUUAGACCAAUAACUGAAAUACUUUGAUACUUUUGCAUCCUUUUAAAGCUUGAAAGCGUAGUCAGUAGCUAUGUUUCCAUCCCAUGUGUUUAGAGAACGGAGUAGUCACUUAGAAAAUAGCAAUGAAAAUCACGAGACUUCACAUGACAUUUUGAUGCACAUCGCUACAUAAAUUCAAUAGGUUUAUAUUUGGCAAAUGUGUUUCCAUCAUAGUUUGCAUGUCUCGACCGAUUAAAAAAAAAAAUCCACUUUAAAGCCUAUAAGUUUAUUAUGCACAUUUGGAAAACUUUAUUUGCCAUUUUAAAGUGAGUGGAAACGAAAUGCAUCUAAUAUCCACUGAUUUUUGCAUUGAACAGAGGGACUGGGAUGGUUCUUCAAAAUCCCCCCUUUUGUGUUCCGCAUUUAUAAAGAAAGUCAAAUGGAUUUGGGACCGCUCGAAGGUGAGUAAAUACAAGAAUAUGUGGGGGUUAACUAAUCUUAAUCUCUCUCUCUCUGUGUGUGUGUGUGUGUGUGGUGAUUUCACUGGAGAUGAACUGCUGGUGAUGAGUGAAUUGACCCUGGCGUGUCCCCCAUAGACACAGGUCUCACAUUCUCCAUGUCCAUUAACCAUUAUUCACAUAGCUGAAAAGGCAACAACUCUCCAGCAAACAAGUUUUACUUUCAUUGGAGGCAUCGUGGGACUUUGGGCGGGGCGGGGUUGGCCAAAAUGUUUGUCAGUGAAAGUAUAAUCCUAUAAUUAUAUAAAUGAAUAAAAAGCGAUGAUUUUAUAAAAUAAUUUCAAGAAUAAAAU
Molecule: messenger RNA, 8212 nt
Organism: Xyrauchen texanus (razorback sucker)
Lineage: Eukaryota; Metazoa; Chordata; Actinopteri; Cypriniformes; Catostomidae
Gene: spata2
Product: spermatogenesis associated 2
Exons: 3
Coding region: 2260-3897 (545 amino acids)
Biological process (GO): protein linear deubiquitination; regulation of necroptotic process; regulation of tumor necrosis factor-mediated signaling pathway
Cellular component (GO): cytoplasm
Source: RefSeq, a predicted model, not a curated record